Messenger RNA from Entamoeba invadens IP1, 1341 nucleotides. Its product is annotated as protein transport protein Sec24, putative. Gene Ontology annotation, molecular function: SNARE binding; zinc ion binding. Gene Ontology annotation, biological process: endoplasmic reticulum to Golgi vesicle-mediated transport; intracellular protein transport; COPII-coated vesicle cargo loading. NCBI's taxonomy places the organism in Eukaryota, Evosea, Mastigamoebida, Endamoebidae. Gene Ontology annotation, cellular component: COPII vesicle coat; endoplasmic reticulum exit site. The transcript has 2 exons. The record is from RefSeq and is a predicted model, not a curated record. The annotation marks the transcript as partial.
GAUGUUGCCGCAAAUCCGCAAACCCAAGCGAAUUUGUAUUUGAACUCUUUAGCCAAAAAGAUGAGUGGGAAGAGCAUCUGCUGUGAUAUGUUUGUGAUGAGUGAAAAAUACAGUGACAUUGUGACGAUAGGAGAGAUCAGUCGUUACACGGGUGGUGAGUUGUAUUACUAUCCCAAAUUCCAAGGAAUGGAAUCACUGAAGUUGCAAAAAGAUAUGAUGAACUGCUUUGAUAGUGAUUGUGGAUUUGAUGUUGAAGUGCGUCUGAGGACAUCAACUGGAGUUUUCAUCGAAGAGUAUUUGGGCAAUUUACUUCCAAGUACUGAAAUGGUAGAUACUGUUCGUAUUGGAUAUAUGAAGAGUGAUCAGAGUGUUAUAGGGAUCAUGGACUAUGAUGAAGAGAUCAAUAAGUUUGUUGGGUUCUUCUUACAGGCUGUUGUGUUGUACACCGACAUUAUGGGCAAAAAGAGGAUGAAAAUUUUUAAUGGGUUUUACUCGACAGUGAGCGAGGCAAAUGACAUAUUCAAGAAAGCGGAUUUGGACGUCAUCUUCACGACGAUAUUACGACAGACAAUCAAAGGCGGCAAUUUCAGAAAUAACGAAAGUUUGAAUUUGGAAGUCCUUGAGAAGGUCACAAACAUCUUAGCUGCAUAUAGAAAGUAUUGCUCGGUGCAUGCCAAAUCUUCGAUUUUGUUGUUACCCGAAGCAUUAAAACUGUUACCCAUUUUUGUGUUGGGAGCAAUGAAAACACCGGCAUUCAUGGCGUUUGGUCAAAUGAAUUCGAUCGCUCGAGACUUCGCAUUUGAUGGUGCUGCAAGUGACUUAAAAUUUGCGUCGAUCUAUCAAGCGAGUGGGAAGAAUACAAAAACAUUACUCAAAGAAUAUUACCCAACGUGUUAUAAUGUGACUGGGCACUUGAAUGGAAAUGUUUCUGAAGACGCGUUUUCUGAUGAUUCUCACAAAGUCAGACUUGCCAUUAACAACUUCAAAGAAGACGAAGUCUAUUUGUUCGAGUCGAAUGGAGUAUUCAAACUAUUUGUUGGAUAUAGUGUGAGUGAGGAGAUCAAGGCAAAACUCUUUGGUGAAGGGGUUAAGAUGGAGCAGAACACACAAUUGACCACAAUGUUAUACUCGAAUGCACUCGCUGACAACAACAACUUAAUGACUAAACUGAUCUAUUGGAUAUCGGGGAUGUCGUUUGUACCUAUGGUUCUUGUUGAUGUUGUUCCAUUUAGACUGAUUGAUUUGCCGAAGUAUAUGGUCGAAGACAAGACUUUCAUGGGUGUUUCUUACUUCGAUUUAUUGGUCUAUUGCCACAAAAAAAUACAGCAGAAGUUAAAUUGA